CUGCUGUGUUUUCCUCUCUCUCUCUCUCUCUCUCUCUCUCUCUAAGUCGGAAAUAUUGUAGAGAGAGGAGACAAAGUUCGAAAGCUAAACGCAGGAAAAAAGGAGAUCACAAGCUUCCAAGGCGUUUCUUCUUCGUCUUCUAUCUAUCUGUUACCUCACAGAUCCGAUUCUGGUCAGGUUUUUUCUACAUUUCUGCAGCUAAGGUUCUCAUUGUAGAAGGCGUUUUGUGUUUUUAUUGAUAUAAUUCUUCUUGGAACUCAUACGAAGAUGAAGAAAGUCUUCGGCCAAACUGUCAGAGACCUUAAGAGAGAGGUUAACAAGAAAGUCCUCAAAGUUCCUGGAAUAGAACAGAAGGUUCUAGAUGCUACUAGCAAUGAGCCAUGGGGUCCGCAUGGAUCACUUCUUGCUGAUCUUGCGCAAGCCUCGAGAAAUUAUCAUGAAUACCAGCUGAUCAUGGGGGUCAUUUGGAAACGCCUUAGUGACACUGGAAAAAACUGGCGACAUGUCUAUAAGGCUUUGACAGUUUUGGAGUACAUGGUAGGCCAUGGAUCAGAACGUGUUAUAGACGAGAUUAGAGAACGUGCAUAUCAAAUUUCGACAUUGUCCGACUUUCAGUAUAUUGAUUCCGGUGGUAGAGAUCAAGGAAGCAAUGUUAGGAAGAAGUCACAGAGCCUGGUGGCUUUGGUGAAUGACAAAGAAAGAAUAGCCGAGGUCAGACAGAAGGCUGCUGCGAACAGAGAUAAGUAUCGCAGCUCAGCACCAGGUGGGAUGUAUAAGCCUUCAGGCGGAUAUGGGGACAAAUAUGAUUACGGAAGCCGGGAUGAAGAGCGAAGUAGUUAUGGAAGAGAAAGAGAAUAUGGUUACAGAGAUGAUGAUAGAAAUAGCCGUGAUGGAGAUCGUUAUUCCAGAGACUCUGAAGACCGGUAUGGAAGAGAUGGUAAUAGGGAUGAUGAUUACAGGGGUAGGAGCAGAAGUGUUGAUAACUAUGGGUCACGAGGUAGGAGUUCGGAAAGGGAGAGGGAGGAUGAUGGCCAUUCUUCAUCACGGGGCAGUGGAGCUCGAGCUGAUGAUAAUUCUCAGGAUGGGAGAGGACGGCUCGAGAGGAAGUUUUCUGAACAAAAUAUUGGCGCUCCACCCAGUUAUGAAGAAGCAGUCAGUGAAUCACGCAGCCCUGUAUACAGUGAAAGGGAUGGUGGGGACACCCCACAAGUUACUGCUCCAGGAGCUGCUUCUCCUCCUCCUCCUCAAGUUACUGCUCCAGGGGCUGCUUCUCCUCCUACUGGAACCAGCACAGACAAUACAGCUGUUACUUUUGUUAGUGAAUCACCUUCUCAGAAAGUUGAGACUUUUGAUGAAUUUGAUCCACGUGGUGCUUUUUCAGCUGGCGCUCCAGCAUCUGUAUCUACAGAUGGUGUUACAGCUCCUCCAAAUGUUGCUUCUAUGUCUUCCCCUCCCCCCUCGAACAGUGUUGAGAUGGACUUGCUUGGGUCCCUUGCAGACGUAUUUUCAUCAAAUGCAUUGGCCAUUGUACCAGCUGAUUCUACCUCCGUUGAAACCAAUGGACAAGCAAACGCUGGUCCAGCUCCAUCGUUUUCCACAUCUCAGCCAUCAACUCAGUCAUAUGAUGACCCAUUUGGUGACUCUCCUUUCAAAGCCUUCACUUCUGCUGACGCCGAUUCAACCCCACAGCAGAAUUUUGGAGCUCCUGAUACUGCUCAUAACUUUGGCUUUGAAGACUCAUUUUCCGCAGUUGCCAAUCCUGAUCCUGCUUCUCAGAAUGUGCAACCUCCAUCAAACUCACCAGGUUUUCUUCAAGAGCAGUUUGCUAGUUCUCAGAGUGAUAUUGAUAUUCUUGCUGGCAUUCUCCCACCAUCUGGACCUCCAGUUUCACUCCCUCAACAAUCUGGUCCUUCAAUACCAACAUCUCAGUUUCCUCCCAGUGGAAACAACAUGUACGAAGGCUUUCAUUCUCAGCCAACAGUAUCUACAGCUCCAAACCAGCCCGGACAAACUCCGUUUGGACACGCUGUACAACCAUAUAACAUGGUUCCUCAUUCUCAAACUAUGACUGGAGCCAUGCCGUUUAACAGUGGAGGCUUCAUGCACCAGCCGGGCUCACAAACUUCAUUUACUGCCACUUCAUCAAGCUCACAAAAUCCUUACCCUACCUCAAGUGGACCAGCUGGUCAGUUCAUGGCACACCAGGGUCAUGGAAUGCCGCCUUCCCAUGGUCCGCAACGAACUCAAUCUGGACCUGUUACGCUGCAAGGGAACAACAAUGUCAUGGCAGACAUGUUUUCACAAGCUGGGCCAAAUUCCUUAACGUCAUCAUCAUCUCAUCCAGAUCUCACACCUUUAACAGGAGCAAUUGAGAUUGUCCCUCCGCCUCAGAAAAAGUUUGAGCCAAAAUCAUCAGUUUGGGCUGACACAUUGAGCAGGGGGCUUGUUAACUUCAACAUAUCUGGACCUAAAACAAAUCCAUUGGCAGACAUAGGAGUUGACUUUGAGGCGAUCAACAGGAGAGAGAAACGGCUGGAGAAACCAACAAACACACCAGCAACAUCGACUAUCAACAUGGGUAAAGCCAUGGGAUCAGGCACUGGCUUAGGGCGUUCUGGUGCAACCGUUAUGAGACCUCCGCCUAAUCCAAUGACUGGCUCUGGCAUGGCCAUGGGUGGAGGAAUGGGUGUUGGUAGCUAUGGAGGUAUGAACCAAAACCAACCCAUGGGUAUGGGUAUGGGGGUCGGAAUGAAUCAAAACCAACCUAUGGGUAUGGGAAUGGGACCUGGCAUGAAUCAAAACCAACCUAUGGGUAUGGGAAUGGGACCUGGCAUGAACAUGAACAUGAACAUGGGAGGAUAUGGCCAAGGCUAUCCGAUGCAACAACAAAACCCAGGGAUGGCCCCUGGCCCAAACAUGCCUGGAAACAACUACAAUCCGAUGAUGGGUCAAGGCGGUUACAACCCUCAACAAUCCUAUGGUGGUGGAUACCGGUAAGAUCAAGCCAUACAUUACGCACUUGACUUCAUUUGUAUAAUCAGGAAUCCUCUGUUCAGUGCUUUUCUUUACUCUCGGGUAUGUAAUAUCUUUCGAUAAAAGUAGAUGGAUUGGCCAGCCGCUUCACGAAAGUACUCAGGUUACAUUAUUCAUCCCGACAACACGGCUCCACGGAUUUCUUCUCUGUUCUUGCCUUAGUCUUCAAUCAUCAUUCAUUUUUAAUUUUUUUCUACUACGGACCAAAUCGAGAGUUUGUUGUGAAAUUUGUACCGGUGAGAGUGGCAAACCUUGCUCGGGUCUGCCCUUUAUGUUAUAUGCAUAUAAUUUGAUAUAUACACAUUUACUUCUUUCUCUCUAUUUUGAAGAUGUGUACAACAUUUUUUUCAUUCACGGAUCAAAUAAGAUAUUUUCAUC
Molecule: messenger RNA, 3411 nt
Organism: Capsella rubella
Lineage: Eukaryota; Viridiplantae; Streptophyta; Magnoliopsida; Brassicales; Brassicaceae
Product: clathrin interactor EPSIN 2
Exons: 14
Coding region: 268-2997 (909 amino acids)
Biological process (GO): endocytosis
Cellular component (GO): endosome; plasma membrane; clathrin vesicle coat
Molecular function (GO): clathrin binding; phospholipid binding
Source: RefSeq, a predicted model, not a curated record